AUUGAGGGAAGGGAGACUUGAAUUCAGGAUUGCUGUUUUAGGAAAAGCAACGCAUUUUUAGCUGUCUAACGGCCCGCUAGUAUAAAUACCGACUCUCUUGCUGUGGUCAGCCUUGUCGGUUUGGGUCCUGUUGCCUCCGAUUUUUUUUCUUCCAUAUUUUCAAGGAGGGUGGGUACGGGUUUGCCUUAAUGAAGGUGAUUCCGGGCGUUACCAGAUGAGGAAGUGGAAGGUACUGCCGGCUCCAGCAUGCUGGAAAUUGUCGGUGCAGCUCGCAUAUGGAUGGACGGAACCCUGUGCUUGGUACAGGAACAGAGAGCUUGGCCAGAGUCAGAAGACACGCCCUUGCCCUUCCGCUUUUGAGAGACAUACGAGCUGCCUUUUUCUCGGGGAACCUGAGGAGAAGGCUGUAAAUCAACCAAAAGAGCCCAGAGAACUCAUCUUGCCGAGGAAGAGACUCCGGAGGCUGCUGGAAGGAGGUGAACACGGGGAGAGAUGACUUCCAGCUUGCACCCUGCCUAGCAGCAGCGCCAGCGCCCAGCCAGGCCAGGCAGGAUGUGCCACUAGACAGCCAUGGACGGGGCCCACAGCACAGGCCUGCAGCUGCAGCCACUCCCACCCACCAGCAGCUCCGUGAGCCUCAGCAGCAGCGAUGGCCCCUUCUCCUACAAGGAAAACUUGAUUGGCGCUCUCUUGGCGAUUUUCGGGCAUCUUGUGGUCAGCAUCGCCCUUAACCUGCAGAAAUACUGCCACAUCCGCCUGGCAGGCACCAAGGACCCCCGGGCAUACUUUAAGACCAAGACAUGGUGGCUGGGACUGCUCUUGCUGCUGCUGGGCGAACUGGGCGUGUUCGCCUCCUAUGCCUUCGCACCACUGUCACUCAUUGUGCCCCUGAGUGCCGUCUCCGUGAUAGCGAGUGCCAUCAUCGGAAUCAUAUUCAUCAAAGAAAAAUGGAAACCUAAGGACUUUGUGAGGCGCUAUGUCUUGUCCUUUGUUGGAUGUGGUCUGGCCAUCGUGGGCACCUACCUGCUAGUGACAUUUGCACCCAAUAGUCACGAGAAAAUGACAGGCGAGAACAUCGCCAGGCACCUCGUGAGCUGGCCUUUUCUCCUGUACAUGCUGGUGGCGAUCGUCCUGUUCUGCCUGCUGCUAUACUUCUACAAGGAGAAGAAUGCCAACAGCAUCGUUGUGAUUCUCCUCCUGGUGGCCUUGCUUGCUUUGUUGAGAUGGAAGCCCAUGCUACGUGAUCCAUCUGCUCAAGGUUCCAUGACUGUGGUGACGGUCAAGGCUGUGUCAGGGAUGCUGGUGCUGUCCAUCCAAGGCAACCUGCAGCUGGACUACCCGAUCUUCUACGUGAUGUUCGUGUGCAUGGUGGCCACUGCUGUCUACCAGGCCACGUUUUUGAGUCAAGCCUCUCAGAUCUAUGACUCCUCCUUGAUUGCCAGCGUAGGCUACAUCCUGUCCACCACAGCAGCCAUCACAGCAGGUGCAAUCUUCUACUUGGACUUCCUGGGGGAAGAAGCUCUGCAUAUCUGUAUGUUUGCACUGGGGUGCCUCAUCGCCUUCUUAGGUGUGUUCUUAAUCACGAGAAACAGAAAGAAGGCCAUUCCAUUUGAGCCCUAUAUUUCCAUGGACGCCAUGCCAGGUAUGCAGGACAUGCAUGCAAAAGGGACAACGGUCCAGCCUGACCUCAAAGCUUCUUUUUCCUAUGGGGCCUUGGAAAACAAUGACAACAUUUCUGAGAUCUACACCCCGGCCACACUGCCCGUCAUGCAGGAGGAGCAUAGCUCCAGAAGCACCCCUGGGGUUCCCUACCGUGUUCUGGAGCACACCAAGAAGGAAUGAUCUGCCUCCCUUGGGGAUAUGACUGCCCACAGACCACCCAUGGUUCCACCCUUUGUUCAACCUGCCUUUCAAGUAUCCUGGUUUUAAACUGAGAACCCUACAAGAUGAUCUUGGGAGGCCUUUGUCUCUGACAGAAAAGCCGUUCGAUGACCGUGGCCUUGGAAAUUUCAAAUAGUUGGGGAAUGUCCCAGGUGAGCUGUGUGGCAGGUUAGCCCAGUGGGGGUUGAAGCCAUUUUAUCUCCUUGGACGGUCAGUGAGCAUCAGGUGGUGAUUGCAGGCUACCACAUACUCCCUAGCGUAAAAGCAAGAGAGAGUCCACGUGCUCCCUCUUUGCAGAUCCAGCAAAAGGCUGGAACCCUCCCCAAUCGAUCUUCCUUCACCAAACACGCAUGCCUCAGCUCUACCUGGUUCACUCAUGAGUCUAUAGCUCUGACGACUUUGGUGUCCCUUUUAUGGAGCCCAGCAGGGCCAACCCUGAGUGGAAUAAGCUGUCACCUCCACCUUGGUGGUGUACAUGGGCCUUCUGUGAAGACCUGUUGGUGAGUUUCUGCUGGGCCUGUCCUGAAAACUGGCUUGGUUCAAGUCCUGCGAGGACUAUUUCAUUGCUUCCUCCCUCAAGAAGUCAAGAGAACAGAGGGCAAGGAGGACAGGAUGGGGCAGGGGGCUUCAGUCCUCUCUGUUUCAAACUGGUGAGAAAGGUUCCAGGUGACUCCUUUCCCUGUGUCCUCCUGUCCCUGUGUCCUCCUGUCCCUGUGACUCCCCUGUCCCUGUGUCCUCCUGUCCCUGUGUCCUCCUGUCCCUGUGACUCCCCUGUCCCUGUGUCCUCCUGUCCCUGUGUCCUCCUGUCCCUGUGACUUUCCUAUCCCUGUGACUCUCCUGUCCCUGUGUCCUCCUGUCCCUGUGUCCUCCUGUCCCUGUGACCUCCUGUCCCUGUGACCUCCUGUCCAGCCUCACAGGACAUGCUGAAGUCCAAGUAGGACAAGCUACUCUUUAUACAGCACACCUGGCUACUGGGAAGAGUCGGGAGCCCUCAUACAGAUUCACUUCCAUCUCCUCCCUCCUUUCCAUUUAGACCACUAGCUAAGCUUCAUCUGCUGUUUCCCAUCUUUGGGCCACCGGGGUCUCCAGCCCCCAGCUGGGUCCAGGCAGAGCAGGCAUUUUCACACACAGGUCUGCAGCUUUCUUCCUGUCUAUUUCAUGAUUAGCUCCCCUACCCCCAUCCCCAGACCCUGGACCAAUGUGCACAUUUGAGAGUGGCAGGCUUUUAUGGGUGUCAGAAUUCCGUAGGGGUUUGUUUAAAAUGUAGGUUCCUCAUUCCAACUGUAGUGACCUGGUUCAGGGGACCUGGAGUGGACCCUAAGAGUCUCUAUUAUUAGUGGGCAUCACAGGAAAUCUUGAGUCCCAGAACCCAGAGAGCAUACUCCCUCAAAAGUCUUCUCAUGGGCCACUAAAUCCAGAGGGGCUACACACCUCUGCCAGAAGGUUCAAACCUCCAGUUUCUUGCCCUCUCUGGGUUCUGUAGGCAAGCUAGAUGGCCUCAUAGGACCUGCAGCAGUCCCUAUCCGGUGAACACCACUCUAAGGUGACAGUGUUAAUAGGUCAGUGUUGAUAGGCCAUCCUCGUCAUAGCUCUUCACGCGCAAACAGUGCUCUGACUUCAGGACUUUGCCAUCUGCCACAGAGCCUAUAAACACUUCUGUAUUUCAUCUUGACCACGUCUGUAUUGUGGCUUACAUGCCUGAGAUAGAGAUGGCAGCCGAGAAAUGGCUAUUCAGCUCAGCCCCGCAACACCUAUGGGGCUUUUACCACAUGUUUAGCCCACAAAGCUACACAGGUUGUUCUGCCCUCCAGGACUAAGGUGGGAGAUAGACAAUCUUGGGCGGGACUGACUGUGCCACAGAGAAGCACAGAGUCACAGAGGCCCUAGUGGGACUGGUCCCUGAACUCAAAGGGUGUUUAGAAUUGGAGGUGACUUUCAUGCAUUCAUGAAUGGUGGCAAAUGUAGCUAAGAUUAGAGAGUGGGUGAUCACACCCCGCUCCCAAGGACAGGACAGCUUUGCAAAGUCAGAGAUUGGAGCCGGGGUUGUCAAAGAGCCUCAAAAGACAAGCAGUGUGGCUGGCAGUGGUGGCGCACACCUUUAAUCCCAGCACUCGGGAGGCAGAGGCAGGCAGAUCUAAGCUAGUUCGAAGCCAACCUGGUCUUCCAGAGCGAGUUCCAAGACAGCCAGGGCUACACAGAGAAGCCAUGUCCCGAAAAAAAAACAAAGGAAAAAAGAAAACCUGCAAUGGAAGUCAAGUACAGCGCUUCACACCUGUGACCCUAGCACUGGGGAGACUUUUGUCCCCAGGAUUGCCACACGUUUCAGGCUAAUUUGGACUACCAUGUGGGACCCUGUCUCAAAAUAAGAUUAGCAGGGAAGGCAGACUCUGACAGGCUUGAAUAGUUGUCAGAGGCAUGUAACCUAGAGAGUGCAGGAGCCACCGAAGAUUGAUGAGGAAGAGAGUAACAGAGUCAGCACCUAUUGGAAAGGAGACCCUGUUCUGCGACAGGGACAGGGAGAGAUGAGUAAGUCACCCUUCAUGUUCAGGGCCCAGGCCCCUAAGAACAAAGAAUUAAGAUCAGGUUUUGCUUCUGUUCUGAUUUGUAGCUCAGGCUGGUCUUGGAAUCUCAGUCCGCCUGCCUCAGCCUCCAGGGUGCUGGGACUACGGCUGUAUACUACCUUAUCCGACUCCCAUCUGAACUCUCCAGGCAACACUAAAUGCCACACUGCUGCCUCCCUCCCAGCCACGAGGCACUUCCAGCAGGUCAUCAACCAUAGGUUAAAGUCCAUUGUCCUCCUCCCCCACCCCUACUCCGACUCUCUGUUCUGCAGGCCGGAGUUCUGGGUCCCUGAUUAAACAUUAGGACACUUGUUCUUUGCACACUGCUGCUUUAGAAGAGGGGCACCCUGCCCCCACACCCUCACUUUCAGCACCAGGCUUUGGGGGAUGGGUGUGGAACUGAGUGCUGGGUGGGAGAAGAACCCAGGGUUGGUUGCCUUUCCAGUGGACGCAGCCAGCCUGAGGGUACCAUGCAAAUGGAUGCAGGUGGUCAUCAGAGGAGGACUGGGCCCUGCCUGCCCUGCAGUCUUGCAAAUUUCAAAUGUGACCCAACCUAACUGACACUGAAGCACCCUGUAAAUAAAGUCACUCUAGAAUAUAGUCUAUAGAUGCUUAUAUUUUGUUAACAUCAAAACUAAUACAGCAUGUGUUAGUUCACAAAAAUGUGUGUACUGUGUGCAGAUAAUGUUAUAAAGUGGUAUUUAAAUAAAAUUCCAAGAGGUA
This is a messenger RNA of Mesocricetus auratus (golden hamster), 5165 nucleotides long. RefSeq names its product NIPA like domain containing 3 (gene Nipal3). The coding region runs from base 571 to 1842 and encodes 423 amino acids. The transcript is spliced from 13 exons. Gene Ontology annotation, cellular component: membrane. Gene Ontology annotation, biological process: magnesium ion transport. Gene Ontology annotation, molecular function: magnesium ion transmembrane transporter activity. The record is from RefSeq and is a predicted model, not a curated record. Lineage: Eukaryota; Metazoa; Chordata; Mammalia; Rodentia; Cricetidae.